AGUUGUGUUCGUGCAGAACUCCUCUGUAGACGGAAGAGAAAUACGAUGCAGGUAACCGUAUAAUUUCUGUAAGUUGAGAAGUUAUUCGUUUUCGAAAGAGAAAAUUCGUCAAAGAUGUCGGAGGGAACGUUAUGGAAUUACAGCUGUUCAGACAAAGGGCUUUUCCUGCCUCUGAUCAAUGAAUUUACUUGGUCUCGUGAAGCCCGCGCCUUUCUCUACUUUACAGGACUUAUUUACUGUUUCCUAGGCGUUGCUAUCAUUGCAGACAUUUUUAUGUGUGCCAUUGAAAAGAUAACCAGCAAGACCAGGAAACUGGUACUUUCUUCUACAACAAGUACUGAGCCAGAAGUGAUUGAAAUCCGAGUGUGGAACGACACUGUUGCCAAUCUUACUCUUAUGGCUUUAGGAUCCAGUGCACCAGAGAUCUUGUUAUCGAUUAUCGAGAUUGUCGGUAAUGGGUUUAAAUCUGGAGAGCUGGGUCCUGGUACCAUAGUAGGAUCUGCAGCCUUUAACUUACUGGUGAUAUCAGCUGUCUGUAUCAUUUCUCUGCCUUCUCAGGAAACUCGCAGAAUUCGUCUCAUAAAGGUAUUUGCUAUCACCUCGUUUUUUUCAGUGUUUGCAUAUAUCUGGUUGUUGAUAAUCUUGGUUGCAGUUUCCCCAAACGUAGUGGAAUUGUGGGAAGCUUUGAUAACAUUCCUUUAUUUCCCUGUUCUUGUUGUGCUUGCUUACGCUGCAGACAGAAACUUCUUCAGGGGGGAUAAGAUGAAACGAGAAAAGCAACUGGAGCUGGAAUCCACAGAAGACUCACAGAAAGAGCAUUUUCUAGAUGGGCAUGUUGAUAAAGACAGUUUGACUAAGUACCUCAAGGAAGUCCGUAAAAAUCCCGAGCUAACUGAUGAAGAUGCAGCUGCUGUAGCUGCUGCUAGAUUGAUGGAAGAGAAAGAACAUUCUCGAAUGUGGUAUCGGGUUGGAGCGAUUCGUGCCAUAACAGGAGCAAAAAAGCCUAAACCCCAACUUAAUGAGAAAAUACGCCAGAAAUGUGAAGAAAUGGUGCGCGAACUGAUGGCAUUGAAAGAGGAAGAAGCCACACAAUCCAAGGCUUACCAGCAAAUUUUGGAAAAAGAAAAAGGUCUCCCUCAGAAGACUUUGAGUUUGGAGGAACGUCAAGAAGUGGCCAUCAUUGAGUUCAAUGCCUCUACGUGUGCUGUAAUGGAAAACGUAGGCCAAGUCGCUGUCACUGUUAAACGGCACGGAAUAACAUCCUCUCAAGUUUCUUGCAGGGUAGAAACAAUUGAUGGAACAGCUGAGGCAGAAGAAGAUUACGUUGCACUUAAGGAGAUUCUGACGUUUGAACCAGGGCAGACACAGAGAAAAGUGUUUGUUCAGAUUAUUAACGAUAAUCAGUGGGAACCAGACGAAACCUUCUUCCUGAAACUUUCUCUUGAUGAAGGAAGUAGCGGAGAAGUUGCGUUAGGUCGCACCUCUGUCAUGGAAAUUACAAUACUUAAUGAUGAUGAACCGGGAAUUUUGCAGUUCAAGAGGCGUGGUAUACUGGUCAAAGAAAAUGUGGGCACAGCAUAUGUUCCAGUAAUCAGAAAAAACGGUGCAGAUGGAAUUGUUUCUACCAGAUGGAGAACAAUUGAUAAAAGUGCGAUCAGUGGACGAGACUACCGCGGUGGAGAAGGUGAACUGAUCUUUGAUCAUGGGGAGGUCGAAAAAAACUUGGAAAUUGACAUCAUAGAUGACAUUAAUCCAGAGAAAGACGAACAUUUUGAAAUAGAGCUCUUUCAGCCGUCAGGUGGCGCUCUGAUCGGUCAGGUUAACCGAACAACUGUGACAAUAACAAACGAUGAUAAUUUCAACAGCAUCAUGGACCGCUUGGUGGUGCUGACAAACGUUAACGUGGACUCAUUGAAACUUCACUCCGAGACGUGGGCUGGUCAACUCAAGGAUGCCGUUAACGUUAAUGGAGGCGAUCUGGAAAAUGCCACUCGAAUUGACUAUGUUCUACAUUUUCUAACCUUUGGCUGGAAGGUUUUCUUCUCUUUAGUGCCUCCAACUGGUUUCCUUGGAGGUUGGGUGACAUUUUUCGUAUCCCUUGGAGUAAUAGGUGCUCUUACAGCUAUCGUGGGUGACCUAGCUAGCAUUUUUGGUUGUUUGGUGGGACUGAAAGAUACCGUGACAGCUAUUACUUUCGUUGCCUUAGGGACAUCUCUGCCAGACCUCUUCGCCUCACGUACGGCGGCCAAACAAGAAAAGUAUGCCGACAAUGCUAUUGGAAAUGUCACGGGUAGUAACUCUGUUAAUGUCUUCCUCGGACUGGGGCUGCCGUGGCUGAUCGCUGCUGCUUACUGGGGGUCAAAGGAUGUCCAGUUUGCAGUUUCUGCUGGAUCUCUGAGUUUCAGCGUGGGUUUGUACUCCGCGGCUUCAAUAAUCUGUAUCAUAAUCCUGAUGAGCAGAAGACUCGCACGUGUGUUUGGAAAAGGAGAAUUGGGUGGACCGUCCAAUAUGGCGUGGAGUACAUUUGCAGUUUUGGUUAUCAUGUGGUUCUUGUAUGUUCUCUUAUCAUCAUUGCAAGCAUAUGGUCACCUAUUUUAAGAAUAUUCAAAAUAAACUGAAUGCGUACAUACAAUCAAAUUUAAUUUUAAAUUUGAAAAGAAAAAUCAUAUUUCAACGCUCUUUAAAUAUUUUUACUGUAUAAAAUACUAGUUAUGAUAUAUCAACACUAGAAUGAAGCUGUUUUAAUGAUUGUCAGUAACUUUUACAUUUACUGGCCGAAACUAUGUCGUCUCAAUCAAUAUGGGUUACUCUGAAUAGUGACCGUCAAACAUGUUUCUGCACAGUUCCCUCUUGAAUGAAAGAAAAUAAACAUGAAAAGAACAUACGGAAAAUAAGAUAAUACCCUUUAAUUUUUUUUUCUGUAUAAAAUAUAUAAAAUUUGUGAGUGGUUAUGGAUUACUCUAAAUUUCAAUCUGUAAAACUGGACACUGGUGGGAUCAAAUCUUAUGUUGUAAGUUACUAAAAUGGCUAAACUGGCCAGACAUGAUCCAGGCUUUAAUAAGUAAAGCGUUGAUAUAUAUUAUCAUAAUAAGACCGAUAAUAUUAUAACUAACAUACAUUUUCUAUUAACAGAAAUAGAAACUGUUUUAACAUCUCACUUUUGGAUUUUGAUGAUAGUUUUCUGACUAAUAAAUUUUCGUAGAGAACUAGUGCUCUAGUGUUAAUAUUACAAAUGUUUUCUAUCAAAGAGGAAAAGUACUUAAGUAUAUGUAUCGUGUUAAAUUAUAGAUGAAUAUCAAGCAGUGUUUGCUAGAAGAAGUAAAUAUAAGCGUUUUGUUAAACAGAUUAAAAGAGGAA
This is a messenger RNA of Limulus polyphemus (Atlantic horseshoe crab), 3357 nucleotides long. Its product is annotated as sodium/calcium exchanger 2-like. The coding region runs from base 115 to 2598 and encodes 827 amino acids. The record is from RefSeq and is a predicted model, not a curated record. Gene Ontology annotation, biological process: calcium ion transport; transmembrane transport; cell communication. The transcript is spliced from 13 exons. NCBI's taxonomy places the organism in Eukaryota, Metazoa, Arthropoda, Merostomata, Xiphosura, Limulidae. Gene Ontology annotation, cellular component: membrane. Gene Ontology annotation, molecular function: calcium:sodium antiporter activity.